GGACGUGAAAAUACCGACGUAAACACGUCCGAGGAAUGACAUUCAUUUGAAAAGCAACUCUUCAAGAACAUGAAGGAAGACAAAGAAAACACCCGACCUCGGGAGAGGAGGGUGGAAAUAAUGUGUGAAGAUUUGGAUCGGACGGAGAAGUCGAAGGAAAAGAAAGAGACCAUGACAAAGAUUGUGAUCAGAAGGCUGCCACCAAAUCUCACUAAGGAGGAGCUGGAGGAACAACUGCAACCUCUUCCCGAAGUGGACUACCUUGAGUUCUUCUCCAAUGACACCAGCCUGUAUCCUCACCUCUUUGCGAGGGCCUACAUCAACUUCAAAAACCAAGAGGAUAUCGUCCUGUUCAGAGAUCGCUUUGACGGCUACGUGUUCAUUGACAACAGAGGACAAGAGUACCCUGCCAUUGUGGAAUUUGCACCUUUUCAAAAGACAUCCAAGAAAAGAAGCAAGAAAAAGGAUACCAAGUGUGGAACCAUUAGUGACGAUCCUGAUUAUAAGAAGUUCUUGGAGUAUUACACAGGUGACAAUGAGAAGUUGACAUCCACACCUGAGACUCUGCUAGAAGAGAUUGAAGCCAGGUCGAAGGAGCUAGUAGCUAAAAGAACAACUCCCCUGCUGGAUUUUCUGAAGAAUAAACAGAGAAUCAGGGAGGAGAAGAAAGAGGAGAGAAGACGGCGGGAGCUGGAACGAAAGCGCCUCCGUGACGAGGAGCGCCGCAAGUGGCGCGAGGAGGAGCGACGUAAGCGCAAAGGAGCUGAGAAGAUUAAGAAACUGGAUAAAAUGCCAGAGAAUGAGAAGGACCAAGUCAAAGAUGAGCCAAAAAUCAAACUGCUUAAGAAGCCAGACAGAGGAGAUGAUCCCGACUUGGACAAAAGUAGGGAGAAGUUUAAAAAAACCGAGAGGCCUUGCAAAGAGGAAAGCAGAAUCUCGGACCACAAACGACGACAAAACAGUGACAGCAAGGAGGAGCGGACAAAGAAGGUUGACGAGGAAGGCUGCAAGGAGUUCAGGGAGCAUGAUGCCGAGCGCGAGCUGGAGAAGGAGCAUCAACAGAGAGAGCGAGAGCGCAUGAGGCGGCAGGAGCGACGCAGGAGGAGGGAGAGGCACGAUGGCGAGAACAUUGGUAGGAAGUGGGCAGAGGAGGAGGGGCCUUCGAAGAAGGAGAGGGAGCGGCCACUGGACAAAAAACGGCCUGACAACGCUUCAGAAUCUGACAAGAUGGAGAAGACGCCCAAAGACAACAAGAAGGACGACAGUGCCAAACGAGAACGUCUACGGAAUAAAGAUCGUCCUGCUAUCCAGUUGUACCAGCCCGGAGCAAGAAGCCGCAAUCGGCCAGCAACAGCAGCAGCAGCAGGAGGAGGAGGAGGUGGUGAAGCCAGCUCAAUGGACAGGAAGCCAGAAACCGAAAUGAAAAAAAUGGCUGACAAGGGUGACGACUGAGGAGAUUUCUACUGAGGGCUUUCUUUUCAGUUUGACGGAGGAGGAUACAGCCAGCUAAACUCGGAGUACCUUGUCGUCUCAGGGCCCACUUUCCGAUAUUUAAGGCCCACUUGUCUUUCGCGGUUGAGCCUCCCAGUGCCUUCAAGUGACUGUCUUUAGUUUCACUCCUUAGGAAAGGUAAAAAUUUGGCACAGAAACCCCCAAGUGACCUUACCUUUUCAUACUACUGGUGAAAACAUUCUGUUUUUACUUUUGCUCACACAAAUCUUCCAUGUAAACAUCAUUGACAAGCUUAUGACGUUGAUGUGUAAUAAACAGCUCUAGUUUGUAGCAGUC
Syngnathoides biaculeatus (alligator pipefish) is the source of this 1788-nucleotide messenger RNA. RefSeq names its product UPF3B regulator of nonsense mediated mRNA decay (gene upf3b). The coding region runs from base 70 to 1452 and encodes 460 amino acids. Gene Ontology annotation, biological process: nuclear-transcribed mRNA catabolic process, nonsense-mediated decay; positive regulation of translation. The transcript has 11 exons. NCBI's taxonomy places the organism in Eukaryota, Metazoa, Chordata, Actinopteri, Syngnathiformes, Syngnathidae. Gene Ontology annotation, molecular function: mRNA binding. Gene Ontology annotation, cellular component: nucleolus; cytoplasm. The record is from RefSeq and is a predicted model, not a curated record.